Phodopus roborovskii (desert hamster) is the source of this 1851-nucleotide messenger RNA. RefSeq names its product FEZ family zinc finger 1 (gene Fezf1). The transcript has 4 exons. The coding region runs from base 424 to 1851 and encodes 475 amino acids. NCBI's taxonomy places the organism in Eukaryota, Metazoa, Chordata, Mammalia, Rodentia, Cricetidae. The record is from RefSeq and is a predicted model, not a curated record. Gene Ontology annotation, cellular component: nucleus.
CCCCCGCCUCUUCUGGGCGGGGGAUCCUCUCUCACCAAUGAAAAGUAGUCACCGACUGCAGAGAAAAAAAAAGUUUUCCUGUUGACUGUUGGAAGCGAAUUGAGCAAUUAUCUAGUUUACCUUCUCCUCUUGGAAGUUAACGAUUGGCGAGAUCUUGGCUGCGUUAUUGACACAACACUUUCUAUUGAUAGAAAUAAGUAGUGAUUGUCCCCGAGUCAUUGGUGCGCCAAGAACUCUGCGAUGGGCUGGCAGGAGUCCAUUGGGCUGGGCAGGCAGGUUCGGCUGGUGAUGCUGGGGAGGAGGAGGAGGAGGCUGCUGGUGGUGACGGUGCCUGUCCUCUCCGCAGGUCUGUGACAAGCUGGGGACGAGGCAACGACCGACCGUGCCACCCAACCCCGGCGGACGGAAGCUGGCAACUCAGUCAUGGACGGUAGCUGCCUCAACGCGACCACCAAAAUGCUAGCGACUGCUCCAGCUCGGGGCAGCGUGAUGAACACAUCCAAACCCUUGGCUUUCUCCAUCGAACGAAUCAUGGCGCGGACCCCUGAGCCUAAGGCCCUGCCGGUCCCCCACUUCCUGCAGGGAGCCGUGCCCAAAGGAGACCCCAAGCACUCUCUGCAUCUCAACUCGUCGAUCCCCUGCAUGAUCCCUUUCGUCCCCGUGGCGUACGACACGAACUCCAAAGCCGGAGUGACUGGCUCCGAGCCCCGCAAGGCGAGUCUGGAGGCUCCGGCGCCGCCCGCGGUGGCGCCCUCGGCGCCGGCGUUCAGCUGCAGCGACCUGCUCAACUGCGCGCUAAGUCUCAAGGGCGACCUGGCCCGCGACACGCUGCCGCUGCAGCAGUACAAGCUGGUAAGGCCGCGUGUGGUCAACCACUCUUCGUUCCAUGCCAUGGGCGCCCUGUGCUACCUGAACCGAGGUGAUGGCCCGUGCCACCCGGCUGCUGGCGUGAACAUCCACCCCGUGGCCUCCUAUUUCCUCAGCUCCCCUUUGCACCCACAGCCAAAAACAUAUUUAGCCGAAAGGAAUAAACUGGUUGUACCGGCGGUGGAGAAGCUCCCUUCGGGUGUAGCUUUCAAAGACCUGUCCCAGGCGCAGCUGCAGCAUUACAUGAAAGAAAGCGCCCAACUUUUGUCAGAAAAAAUAGCGUUCAAAACCUCAGAUUUCAGCCGCGGCUCUCCUAAUGCCAAACCCAAAGUUUUCACUUGCGAAGUCUGUGGAAAGGUCUUUAAUGCGCACUAUAACUUAACCCGUCACAUGCCGGUGCACACAGGAGCCAGACCCUUCGUUUGCAAAGUGUGUGGGAAAGGUUUCCGACAAGCCAGCACCCUUUGCAGGCAUAAAAUCAUUCACACGCAGGAAAAACCUCACAAGUGUAACCAGUGCGGUAAAGCGUUUAAUAGGAGUUCCACGUUAAACACGCAUACCCGGAUCCAUGCCGGCUACAAGCCAUUCGUGUGUGAAUUCUGUGGCAAAGGGUUUCAUCAAAAAGGGAACUACAAAAACCACAAGUUGACCCACAGCGGGGAGAAGCAGUUCAAGUGCAACAUCUGCAACAAGGCUUUCCACCAGGUGUACAACCUCACCUUCCAUAUGCACACUCACAAUGACAAGAAGCCCUUCACCUGCCCCACUUGCGGCAAGGGCUUCUGCAGGAACUUUGACCUCAAGAAGCACGUUCGCAAGCUGCACGACAGCAGCCUGGGGCUGACACGCACUCCUACUGGGGAGCCAGGCAGCGACCCACCGCCCCAGCUGCCACAGCCACCGCCAGCAACUCUGCCACCGCGGCAACCAGCGUUGCCGCCUCCCGGGCCUCUGCAACCCGGGCUUCACCAAGGUCACCAGUGA